UAGUGAGUCAUCGAAACUGGUUCAUAAUCAAUUAAUGAAAUGCUGAGAAACGAAAGACUAGGACAAACAAAGGCAUGGUUAACAGCUUUCACCCUCUGCAACAUUAUUGCAUUUUAGUUUCCAUGCAUAGGGAGACACACGCACACACUCCAAGCUCUAACAAACUCCACCGCGAACACCGGGUGAGGGCAUUUCCGUCUUCUCACACUCCUUCAAAAUUCGCGGUACCUAGCUCUUUCCUUCCCGAAGCUUAACCAUACAAAACAACAACAACAGUCUUUCACCUUCUUCUAUUCUCUUCGUCUUCUCUGAUUCAAAAUCAAAGCAGUUAUAGAGAGAGAAAGUAGUUAUAGAGAGAGAAAGUAGUUACAGAGAGAGAGAGAGAGUGAGUGAGAUUUCUCAUUUUUCAUGGCAGCUUCUGAUGGAAGCGAGUACUUCGAGAUCGGGUCGUUCCGGAGCGAGAGCUUCGCCAGAGCUUCUAACGCCGAUACGGUGGAGGAAGACGAGGAGGAGCUACAAUGGGCGGCGCUCUCCCGUUUGCCAUCGCAGAAGCGAAUCAACUACGCACUCUACCGCGCGAGCUCUUCCCGCCGGCAGCCACCGCCGCUUGGCUCCCCUGCCGGCGCCGGUGGCCGAGCAGACAACUUAAUGGACGUCAGAAAGCUCAGCCGAUCUCACCGCGAACUCGUCGUCAAGAAGGCGCUCGCGACGAACGAUCAAGAUAACUACCGCCUCCUCUCCGCCAUCAAAGAACGCCUCGACAGGAUUGGAAUUGAGGUGCCGAACAUUGAAGUGAGAUUCAGUAACUUGAGCGUCAGUGCUGAUGUUCAAAUCGGUUCCAGAGCUUUGCCGACGUUGAUCAAUUACACUCGCGAUGCGCUUGAGACUAUAUGCACCAAUUUGGGGAUAUAUCGACCUAAACGGCAUUCGCUUACCAUCUUGGACAAUGUCAGUGGAGUCAUCAAACCGGGAAGGAUGACUUUGCUACUUGGAGCACCGGGAGCGGGAAAAUCCUCCUUACUUUUGGCGCUCGCGGGCAAGCUUGAUAGCAACUUGAAGAAAACUGGUAGUAUAACAUACAAUGGCCAUGAGGCAGAUGAGUUUUUUGUUAAAAGGACUUGUGCGUACAUUAGCCAAACAGACAAUCACACUGCAGAACUGACAGUGCGAGAAACUUUGGACUUUGCUGCUAGAUGUCAAGGGGCACAAGAAGGUUUUGCAGCAUACACGAAAGAUAUUGGCCGCCUAGAGAAUGAAAGGAACAUCCGACCUAGUCCAGAAAUUGAUGCAUUUAUGAAGGCAUCAUCUGUUGGUGGUAAAAAGCACAGUGUGAACACUGACUACAUUUUGAAAGUUCUUGGUCUCGAUAUAUGUUCAGAGACAAUCGUUGGUAGCGAUAUGCUGAGGGGGGUCUCCGGAGGCCAAAGAAAGAGAGUUACAACAGGAGAAAUGAUUGUUGGUCCGAGAAAAACACUAUUUAUGGAUGAAAUAUCAACUGGACUUGAUAGCUCUACUACAUUCCAGAUAGUAAAAUGCAUAAAGAAUUUUGUUCAUCUGAUGGAUGCUACAGUACUCAUGGCUCUCCUUCAGCCAGCUCCUGAAACAUUUGAGCUAUUUGAUGAUCUGGUGCUUCUGUCGGAGGGGCACGUGAUAUAUGAAGGCCCUAGAGAAAAUGUGCUUGAGUUUUUUGAGUCAAUAGGUUUUAAACUUCCACCACGUAAAGGGAUUGCAGACUUUCUUCAGGAGGUGUCCUCUAGAAAGGAUCAAGCGCAAUACUGGGCGGAUCCUUCCAAACAGUAUCAGUUUGUCCCAAGUGGUGAGAUUGCAGAAGCCUUCAGAAAUUCCAGAUUUGGAAGUUAUGUGGAAUCCUUGCAGACUCAUCCUUAUGAUAAAUCAAAGUGUCAUCCUUCAGCUUUGGCUAGAACUAAAUAUGCUGUGUCAAGAUGGGAGAUCUCUAAAGCUUGCUUUGCACGUGAAGCCCUUUUAAUCAGCAGACAAAGAUUUCUUUAUAUUUUUAAGACCUGCCAGGUUGCUUUUGUUGGAUUUGUCACAUGUACAAUAUUCCUGCGAACUAGGAUGCAUCCUACAGAUGAGGCUUACGGAAACCUUUAUGUUUCUGCUUUAUUUUUUGGGCUUGUUCACAUGAUGUUUAAUGGGUUCUCUGAGCUCUCUCUCAUGAUAGCGCGGCUUCCAGUAUUUUAUAAGCAAAGAGAUAAUUUGUUCUAUCCUGCAUGGGCUUGGUCUUUGACCAAUUGGGUUCUCCGUGUACCUUACUCCAUUAUUGAGGCUGUGAUAUGGACUGUUAUUGUGUACUAUACUGUUGGUUUUGCCCCUUCUGCGGGAAGGUUUUUUCGCUACAUGUUUAUACUUUUUGUAAUGCACCAAAUGGCAAUAGGUCUCUUCCGGAUGAUGGCUUCUAUUGCACGAGAUAUGGUUCUUGCCAACACAUUUGGAUCAGCUGCACUCCUUGUUAUAUUCUUGCUGGGAGGAUUUAUUAUCCCUAAAGGAAUGAUUAAGCCUUGGUGGAUCUGGGGCUAUUGGUUGUCACCCCUUACCUAUGGACAACGUGCAAUUACUGUUAAUGAAUUUACUGCUUCCAGAUGGAUGAAGCAAUCAGCACUUGGGAACAACACAAUUGGUUACAACAUCCUCCAUGCACAAAGCCUUCCAAGUGAAGAUUAUUGGUAUUGGGUUUCUGUUGCAGUUUUAGUGACCUAUGCAAUUAUUUUCAACAUUAUGGUCACUUUGGCCUUGGCCUAUCUGCAUCCACUUCAAAAGCCACGGACUGUUAUUCCUCAGGAUGACGAGCCAGAAAAGAGUUCUUCUAGAGAUGCCAAUUAUGUUUUCAGUACCAGAUCUACAAAAGACGAAAGUAACACGAAAGGAAUGAUUCUUCCCUUUCAACCAUUGACAAUGACAUUCCAUAAUGUCAGUUAUUUUGUUGACAUGCCGCAGGAAAUAAGAAAGCAAGGAAUACCUGAAACUAGAUUGCAGCUCUUGUCAAAUGUGAGCGGGGUUUUCUCACCGGGUGUUCUUACAGCAUUAGUGGGGUCUAGUGGGGCUGGAAAGACCACUUUGAUGGAUGUACUUGCAGGCAGAAAAACUGGAGGGUAUAUCGAAGGGGACAUCAAAAUAUCUGGUUACCCGAAAGAGCAACGAACAUUUGCCAGAAUAUCAGGAUAUGUUGAACAAAAUGAUAUACAUUCUCCUCAAGUAACGAUUGAGGAAUCGCUGUGGUUUUCUGCAUCUCUUCGCCUUCCAAAAGAAAUCAGCACUGAUAAAAAACGUGAAUUUGUUGAACAAGUUAUGAAACUAGUUGAGCUUGAUUCAUUGAGAAAUGCUUUGGUUGGUAUGCCAGGCAGUUCUGGCUUAUCAACAGAGCAGAGAAAGCGAUUAACAAUCGCAGUGGAGCUUGUAGCAAACCCUUCCAUUAUUUUUAUGGACGAGCCUACAUCUGGACUUGAUGCACGUGCUGCAGCUAUAGUUAUGCGAGCUGUUCGUAACACUGUUGAUACUGGAAGAACUGUGGUUUGCACUAUACAUCAGCCAAGUAUAGAUAUAUUUGAAGCAUUUGAUGAUUUACUUCUCAUGAAACGUGGUGGGCGAGUAAUAUACGGGGGAAAGCUCGGUGUGCAGUCACAGAUAAUGAUAGACUACUUUCAGGGAAUUAGGGGAAUUCGCCCUAUUCCUAGAGGCUACAAUCCAGCUACCUGGGUGCUUGAGGUCACUACACCUUCUGUUGAAGAGACAAUUGAUGCAGAUUUUGCAGAAAUUUACAACAAUUCAGAUCAAUACAGGGGGGUGGAAGCUUCUAUUUUGGAAUUUGAACAUCCACCAGCCGGCUCAGAACCACUGAAGUUUGACACUAUUUACUCACAAAGCUUGUUGUCCCAAUUUUAUCGAUGCUUAUGGAAACAAAAUCUUGUGUACUGGAGAAGCCCACCAUAUAAUGCCAUGAGGAUGUACUUCACCACAAUCAGUGCUUUGGUAUUUGGUACUGUUUUUUGGGAUAUUGGUUCAAAAAGGUCAUCAACUCAAGAGCUAUAUGUGGUUAUGGGAGCUCUUUAUGCCUCAUGCUUGUUUAUUGGGGUAAACAACGCCUCUACUGUUCAACCGAUUGUUUCAAUAGAAAGGACAGUAUUUUAUAGAGAGAAAGCAGCUGGAAUGUACUCUCCAAUCGCAUAUGCGGUAGCCCAGGGGCUGAUAGAGAUACCAUACAUAGCUGUUCAGGCAAUGGUAUUUGGUUUAAUAACAUACUUCAUGAUCAAUUUUGAGAGAACAGCUGGGAAGUUUUUUCUCUAUCUUCUGUUCAUGUUCCUAACGUUUACCUACUUCACCUUUUACGGCAUGAUGGCUGUUGGUCUUUCACCUACUCAACAUCUAGCAGCUGUUAUUUCUUCAGCAUUUUACUCCCUCUGGAAUCUUCUGUCAGGUUUUCUCAUCCCAGAAUCGCAUAUUCCGGGAUGGUGGAUAUGGUUCUAUUAUAUCUGCCCUGUUCAAUGGACGUUACGAGGAGUUAUCACGUCUCAGCUUGGUGAUGUUGAGACCAAAAUUAUUGGACCUGGAUUCGAGGGCACUGUGAAAGAGUAUUUGUCUCUUAAUCUUGGAUAUGAUCCAAAAAUCAUGGGAAUUUCAACUGUGGGGCUAUCAGUGAUAGUGCUUUUUGGAUUUAUCAUCCUCUUCUUUUGCAGUUUUGUUGUAUCAGUUAAGGUUUUGAAUUUCCAGAAGAGAUGAAUGGAUUACCUAGGUUUUGAUUCUGAGGUGUUUGGACGCUGCGAAAUACAGAAGUUCUGAGCUUGCCAUUUCUUUGGUGGUACACAAGGAUGGUUGUUAAAGACCCUUUCUUUUCUUUCCUUUUUGGCAAACUCAUGAAGAAUUCCCCAAAAAAAUUGGAUAUAUUUAUGGGGUUUCCAUGUUCUUAGGAUUAUGUCUACUGUCAGUAUAUAGGGUGUUCAUCUUUUUUGAAUUGACCGGCUCAUCCAAACCAAACACAUAUAAUUGAUUGAGAUUGUAGUUAAUUAGCCAUUUCAAAUUAAAUCCAAACUUAAUUGGAGAAAACUCUUCGAAUGAAAUAUGGAUGGAGUUAAAAGUCUGUUCAUAUUAUAUUCAAAAUGG
Molecule: messenger RNA, 5115 nt
Organism: Lotus japonicus
Lineage: Eukaryota; Viridiplantae; Streptophyta; Magnoliopsida; Fabales; Fabaceae
Product: ABC transporter G family member 31-like
Exons: 24
Coding region: 409-4734 (1441 amino acids)
Cellular component (GO): membrane
Molecular function (GO): ATP hydrolysis activity; ATP binding; ABC-type transporter activity
Source: RefSeq, a predicted model, not a curated record